This is a messenger RNA of Schistocerca cancellata (South American locust), 6138 nucleotides long. RefSeq lists its product as uncharacterized. The record is from RefSeq and is a predicted model, not a curated record. NCBI's taxonomy places the organism in Eukaryota, Metazoa, Arthropoda, Insecta, Orthoptera, Acrididae. Gene Ontology annotation, molecular function: guanyl-nucleotide exchange factor activity.
AUGUACGAGGGUAAUCCCAAAACCACCUCCACCCACGCACCCGUCACCCCCUCCGCCAAGAGGCUGUCCACUUGCCUCGACGUGACGCGGCCGCUUUCCGUCAGCUCCAUCGCCUCCUCCAGCUCGUCGUCCUCGUCGUCAGGUGCGAGCAGCUGCUCCGGGAGACGGCUGCCCAAGUGCUCGGCCUACCUGGCCUCCAUCGAGUCGCUCGACGACAGCGAGGAGGAGCAGGCGGGCCGCCAGAAGGCCUCCGGAUCGCAGGGCUCUGGGGACAGCGGCGUGUGCAGCCCGCCGCCCCCACGCGCCGCCCACGUGUCGUCGCCGUGGCCGCCCCCGCACAGUCAGCGGCCGCGCUACUGCGACCCCCACAUCUCCUACAUGGACCGCGUCGUCAUGGAGAUCAUCGACACCGAGGCAGUCUACGUCAGGGACCUGCAGCAGAUCAUAGAGGGUUACCUGGAAAAAUGGCGGUCCAGCCCAGACUGUCCUCUGACUGAGAAACAGCUCGAAGACUUGUUCAACAACAUUGAAGAAAUAUACAUGUUCAACAGAGGGUUUCUUGAGGAACUAGAGCAGUGUGGAUUGGAUCCUGUGAAGGUGGCGCGCUGCUUUGUACGGAAAAAUGCAGGGUUUUCCAUCUACACUCAGUACUGCACGAAUUAUCCAAGAACUGUGUCGCUUCUGACUGAACUCAUGCGCCAGGAGGACAUAGUGAGGUUAUUUCGAGAGAGACAGGCAUCUCUACAGCACACCUUGCCACUAGGUUCCUAUCUGCUGAAGCCUGUACAAAGGAUAUUGAAGUACCACCUUCUGCUUCAGAAUAUAGUGAAGCAUUAUGUUUAUGAAGCAGAAGGCUACAGCGAUAUUGUAGAUGCCCUCUCAACAAUGACAGGCAUCGCUCAUCAUAUCAAUAAUAUGAAGAGACGUCAUGAACAUGCAGUACGAGUGCAAGAGAUUCAGAGUUUACUGUACGGCUGGGAGGGUGAAGAUCUUACAACAUUUGGUGAGCUCUGUGCUGAAGGUGCAUUUAGGAUGUAUGGUGCAAAAGCAAUGAGACAUGCAUUUUUGUUUGAUAAAAUGUUACUCAUCACCAAGAAGAAAGAAGAGGGUAUACUUGGAUAUAAAACACACAUAAUGUGUUCCAAUCUCAUGUUGAUUGAGAGUGUUCCUGGUGAACCGUUUAGCUUUCAUGUGAUACCUUUUGACAAUCCGAGACUGCAGUAUACUCUACAGGCUCGCAAUCUGGAGCAGAAAAGAGAAUGGACAAUGCAGCUCAAACGUGUAAUCUUAGAAAAUUAUAAUGCUGUCAUUCCAUCACAUGCCAGGCAGCUUGUAAUGGAACUAGGUCAGAACAGAACAGAUGAUGAGAUUAUGGCAGAUAAGAGUGCCCCAAAGAGACAGCAUUCAGCCCCAGAAUACCUAGAAAAGAGGAAGCAAGAAAAUCGGCGUAAGUCAGAAACUGGAUUGAGGUAUCGGCUGCGCAGGAGUAGAAAAUCUGACACUGGCCUCUCAUCAGAGGAACAAACUGAUCAGCACCGAGGCCGUAGAGCAUCAAGUAGCAGUCGUGAUCGCAGUCAGAGUCGAGAAGGUCUACGUUCUGUCUCCCCUGCCAAAAUUAAGGAACGGUUUGGCAGUUGGAGGCGUAAGUCGGAACCUGGAUGCUAUUCUUCAGGCAGUCAAGCCUCCUCAUCAAAGACAGAUACACCAACAAAGCUCACAGUACCACAGAAUACCAACAUAUCUAUAGAGUCAACUGAAGACAUUGGUGCUAGUAGGGAGGCUGUUAAUGAAGAUACAUCAAAAUCUCUUGAAGUUGUUGAGCAGACGUCACUUGAUAUAAGUGCUGAGAGUGAAAGCUGUGAUAGGAAACUUGAGAAUGUAGUAACGGAUACUGAUGUGCCAUUUGAUGAUAAAGAUGUAGUUACCAAUGAAAAAGAAGCAAAAACCCUAGAGGAAAUUGUGGGACAGUUACUAAUGCAAAACCAUGAAUUUCAAAAAAUCUUGAAAAAACAACAGAGGCAUGUGAGUCUUCGACACCGUUACAUGAGCUCUAAUGGAACAACAAACCCAAAAGAUGAGACAACAGAUACAGAAAAUGAAGAUGAUGGUAUAUAUGAGACAUUAGCUAUCACUUCAACAGCUGCCAGCUCAAAGCCGACAUCAGGACAGAGCUACAGAGCACAUAGGCAUGCUCACAUGCGAGCUCUACGUAAUGAACAAAAAAAUAUAUCUUCAUCAAUAAGCAGCCGAUCAAAACGUCAGAGCAUGCAUCUGCUUCAACUUGAAGCCAAAGAUUCUCUUGGUUCUGAUGCUGAUUACGUUACUUUGAAAUAUGAAAGGGAUACAAGCUGUGCUUUGCGAGAGAGUGUGGGACAGCACACUACAUUUCAGGCAAAACAUGCAGUGACAGAAAGUACCAUACCUAAUAGUAGUGGUGGGAGGAGUCCAUAUCAUACUUUUAGUGUUAAUAACCUCAGGGUGGAAACUGAUAAAACUGACAGUCAUAAAUGCAAGCUCACACAAAGUUCUAGUUACUCUGCUGAAACCAAGGAGAAAGGAAAUAGUUCUGGAAAUUAUGAUAAUCUACAACAGAUAUGGGAGAGUGUUAAAAGACAGCAAGAAGAAAUUCGAAGACUGGCAGAAAGUGAAGACACCAACAGAGAAACGAGUACACCAAAUUUGCGUCGUACGCAGUCAUUUACAUGCCAGGAGUCUCUUGGUGCAGAAAGGGAUGACCUGCCAAUAGAACCUUCAUUUCUUCCAGCAAACUCAGAAAUGUCAAUUGAUACUCUUAAUAUCCCAACACUUCCAGCAGUGUGGUUGAAACUACAAGGAGACCACCUAGCUACACCAAAUAAGAAAUCGGGGUCACUGCCUCGCAGUUUCCAAUUGAAUCAUGACAGCCCUAACCAGGCUGGAAAUUUAAGUUCCUCAACCAUGCAGAAAUUUGGAAGGACUGAAAAAGACAUUGGCAAGGGCAAUUACAGAACUAGGCUGUUUGGUCGUGAUGGUCGCAGCUGUCAUCCAGACAGGCCCUUCACCAUAGCAUCAGACAAAGCUGCUGAAAUAGACUUCGAUGACAUUGACAGGUACAUGGUCCGAAGUGGUUCUCAUAGUGGCCGCCACAGAUUUCCUGUAGGUGGUGACACAACAGAAGAAGAUAGCACCACUGAGUAUACAGCAACUCCUGAUGCAAGCCUAGAUAACCUGAAUGUGCAUCCUGAGUACAAGAUAUAUAGACCAAGUGUAUCCAAAGCAAGUCUUGGUCGAGUGUUAGGUCGGCUGUCUGGAAGGAGCAGUUCGGAAGCUCUUGAACUUGAGGUUGAGCAUGAGCGAGAGCAGCUUCUCCAGUGCGAAAGGCAUGCAAGUCGACUCGUCUAUGCUCUUGCCAGACAGUACAGCAAGACACUCAAGCAACGAAUUCGUACUAUUAUGGGAGAAGAUGCAGAAGACUGUGUGGCAACACCAGCUACUCCUGGAAAUCGCUCUCCAUCACCUGCACCAGUAUCCAGGUCAUCCAACCCACCCAUUCUGCAAGCUAUUUACAAACAGGGAAGCUCAAGCCUUGGUGCACGAAUUGCACAUUGCUCAGAAUAUGCAAAUCCACGCCAACUUUUUCCAAAUAUUCAUCAGUCUAAGCCUGCUUCCUCAAAUGGAAAUGAGGGAAGGCCUGAUUCUGUGUUGUCCGUUUCAUCCAACUUCACAUCAUCCAGUGACGGUGACAAAACUUCUGGCUUUGGAGGAAGUGUUGACACAGCUAUCACUUCUCCUAGAAUAGAUUCAGAAGCUGUGAGGCUUGGAGAAAUGCAAUGUGUAAAUAUGAAGAGGGAAUCUGAUAUGAGUUCAGAAAAGUCUGAUGAGUUGCAUCUGAGUGAUGGCUCAGGUGAUAGCUACUAUGAACGUUCUUUUGAGGCAAUUGAGUCAUUUUUGGAGAAUGAGGUGUUCAGGGACUCUGCUGUAUUUAGUGAUCAUGAAGAACUCUGUGAUAAUGCAGCUGCAUCUUCUACAAAUAAUGUACUUACUCCAGCACCUACUCCAGUUCAAAAACCUGUGAAAAUACCUCCUCCAGUUCCAGCAAAACGUCCAGCAAAACCUGUCCGUCUCACCCGCAAGAAAGCUGCUGUUCAGGAUUGUAGAAAUUCUAACACGACUCAUUCUUCAACAACUAAAUCUGCUGACAGUCCACAGGGAACAGACGCAAUUCACAAAUCAAUUCAGGAACGCAGAAAAGAAUUAGAACUUUGGCGUUCCGGUGGUACAGGGCCAGAAGACGAAUGUGACACGAGCUCUCAACAUUCAACUGCCUCAACUGUUAUUGAAGUUAGUCCUGUGAGAAGUGUGGAUGAUGUGGAAGAAGCUCCUACACCCAAAGGAUGGGUGAAACACAUUGUUGGAAAACUUCAAGGUCAAGAAGAGUCACACUAAAAGGAUUACCAUAUUAACAGCAUGCAAAGCUCUCAUUCUACAUUCCAUAUAUUUACAGAAUACAUUAUGUAUAGGGAAUGUAUAAAAAUAUUUGUUGUGGCACUUGGCUGAUGGUUAGGGCUUUAUUUCUCGCAGUUCUGCUUUAAUGGCACAAAUAUAUACUGCAGAAUCAAAAAACUGUGAUUAUAUGAAAUUUUGGAAUACUCGGUUACUAUUCCAGUCACGUGAAUUUCAUGAAUUAAGACUGAUGGUUGAUAUGCAAUUAGUCAUUAAUGGAUUUCAAUGUUUCAUUCAGUUGUUCAGUGACCCUUACAUUCUUUUGUGUGUUACUUGCAAAUAAAUAUUUCUUGUGAGAAAACAAGCAAUCAUAGAAAUAAGAAUAUAAGUUUUGUAAUAGAACACAGCAACAUACACUGCCUUAUUUUUGUAUUUAAGAGAAGGAACCAGACUCAGAAUAGUGGUUGAAAUCACUGGUGUUCUUGUACAAAUGACCUGAAAGUAUAUUUUAACAUGAAAGCUGUUAUCACAGGAAAUUUAAUAUAGCAGUUUUUAAAACAUACUUAUGAUUCAUUCUUCUUUGGAUUUAAAAUUUCUGCCCCCCCCCCCCACCCAAUUGUUUUCCUAAGCCAUGAUAAGUCAUUUGAAAUUGGUUUCGGGAGAAAGCAAUUUCUUUAAGUUUGGUGUGUUAUCUCUCAGAUAUUAAUGGAAAAAAAUGAGUAUUUGUGCAAUACUUAGGGUGAAAAAUUUCUUUCUCUAUAUUGCAUGAAGACUGUGUGACAUGUAGCCUUAUGUACUGUAAUAAUGAUCAUAAAAAAUUUGGCCCUCCGAAAUAAGCACACACAAUAUCAUUAAACAUUCACAUUGGUGCCAAAGUUGCCAAUACAAUAACAGAAUUAUAGGAGUUCUGCAAAUUACAUUUCUUCUCUAUUGAAGUUAACAUGCUGUACUAUUGAAUGAGCAUUUGUUAUCUUGAAAUUACUGAAGAGCUGUUAAUACAUUUUUCAGUGAAACUGUGUCCUGUAAAAAUGAAACAGUGUACUUUCUCAGUACUGUGUACUGCAAUAUUUAGUCAUGAGGUAGUGCCUUUUUUAUUGUAAGUUAGAAAAUCUGUGUAAAAUAAAAUUUGUAGAUUUUUAAGAAUUUUGUGUAGAUAAAACUAAUAUUUUGUGAAGUUGCUUUCAGUAAUAGUAUGCAUGCAUAUUAACAAUAUAAUUUCAAUAUGUGCAUAUAUAUUACAUUUAUAUAAGGUAUUUAAAAAUUGUUGACAAUAAAAUAAAUACCUCAAGUACUGUAUUAAUCCUGCUUAAAUAAUUUACAACAAUACAAUUCUUGUGAUAAAGCAGGAUCAUGUACUAGUAUUUGGGACCCCUGAGAAACAUGGUGCUUACUGCCAAAUGUAUAUUACCUUGUUAUUUUAUUAUUGUACCUUUACAUAUAGAAAACAUAUUCCUGUUUCACUGAUAACAAUUGUGUUCUGUAAAUAGCUCACUUACAAACAUAUGAAGUUCAUCGGGACAAGUCUAAAUCACAGUUUGUAGAUGACUGUCAUAUAUUAGGUUGACAGUAGGGAGUGAAAUUGAAUUUCAUAUCUUUAAAACAAUUUCUUGUACAAAUCUACUUAAAUUAUAAUGCAGUGAACUGUUUUUUUUUUCUUUCCAAAUAAAUGAACUAAAGCCAAUGUAAAUUUGAAGACUAUGAAAUAAACUUUUAUUG